AUGACAAACAACAGUCCAAACACGUCCACGUUGACCAUCUCGCCUUUGGUGACUAACAAACGGUCCCGGGACUAUUUCCAAACGCCGCCCAACUUGCUGGGCCAGCACGGGAUCGGCCAGCAACCGCAGCCCCACAGCAGGGUGUUUUCGUCGCCCAAUGUGGGCAAGUCUGUCAACAGCAAGCUUAGUACGUUGGCCAGUAAGGACGACGACGACGAAGUCCCGCUGACACAGGCCGACAAGCUGCGGCUUUGGCGCCACGACGCCCUCAUGCAACACCAUUACAACACCGCCAUCUAUAUUGGCGACAAGGUUCUUUCGCUGACCAACGACCCGAACGAUGCCUUCUGGCUCGCACAGGUGCACUACGCCAACGGAAACUACCAAAUUGCGCGCGAUCUGCUUGCAGGACCGAAUUUCGAGGAGUCUGUUAGUUGUCGGUACCUUGCAGGGCUCUGUUUGAUUAAGCUGGAGAAAUACGACGAGGCAUUGGACGUUGUUGGCGAGGUUAAUCCGUUCAAGACCGACCACAGUGUCAAGAACGCCGAUGGUGGGAUCAAACUAGAAGCGUCCAUGUGCUACUUGAGAGGCCUCACUUAUAGCAAACAGAACAAUUUCGAUAGGGCCAAAGAGUGCUACAAAGAAGCGGUUUUGGUGGAUGUGAAGUGUUUUGAGGCCUUCAACGAGCUGAUAAACAACCAUUUGAUGUCCCCAGAUGAGGAAUGGGAGCUUUUAAGUGUUUUGAACUUUGAUGACGCCGAUAAUAACAACGAACUGGUCAAACUCCUCUACACAACAAGACUCAACAAGUACAAAAACGUGCAGAGUUUCGAAGAGGCUGAACAACGGCUCAAAGACGAGUACAAUCUCGAUGAAAACCUGGACAUUCUGCUCAGCCGGGCCGACUUGCUGUUCAUUCAGUGCCGAUUUCAGCAAUGCCUGGACCUGUGCGAGAAAAUCAUCCAACGAGACGAGCUUAAUCUUUCUGUCCUGCCCAACUACCUCAGCUGCUUACACGAGCUUGGAGGCAAAAACAGACUGUUCCUGAUGGCACAUAAGCUGGCGGAAAACUACCCGAAUCAUCAUAUCACAUGGCUGGCCAUCGGUAUCUACUAUUUUUCCAUCAAAAAGACAAACGAAGCACGGGUGUUUUUCUCUCGAGCCUCGAUGAUCAAUCCUAAUUUUGGACCUGCCUGGAUCGGCUUCUCGCACACGUUUGCUGCCGAGGGCGAGCACGAGCAGGCCAUCAGUGCAUAUGCCACCGCGUCACGACUGUUCCCAGGAAUCCAUCUGCCAAACCUGUUUCUGGGGAUGCAGUACUUGCAAAUGAACAACCUAACGCUUUCUCACGAAUACCUCAUGUCCUCAUACUCAAUCUGUCCUACGGACCCGCUGCUCUUAAAUGAGCUGGGAGUGUUGUUUUACAGACGAACACAGCUGGCCAAAGCAGAGAUGUACUUCCAAAAAGCGCUCACUGCUGCCACGGCUCUGGACUCGAACGCAAAGGCCUGGUCGUCGAUCCAUUGCAACUUGGGUCACGUGUAUAGACGGCUCAACAUGCUGGACAAGUCCUUGAGCCAUUUCAACAAGGUGCUACGCAUUUCUCGCAAGGACGUCAACAUCUACUCUGCGAUCGGGCUGCUGCAUCUCAAGAUGGGCAAGAUUUCAAAGGCCAUUGAGACGCUUCACAUAGCUCUAUCGAUCCAGCCCAAUGACCCAAUAGCGCUGGACCUGCUCAACAAGGGGCUCGAGAGCAACCUGCACAUUUCCAACAAAAAGUUUCUGGACGAGGCGGUGUCUCAGAAAGCCGUGCUCCAGACCCCGAUCAACAAGCCGACGCGGCACCUCAAGUUCAUUGGCGAGGACAACAAGCGGGACCUUGACUUGAUUGCCGAGGACUUGAAGCGCGGCGAGGACUCGAGCGACGACGAUGAUGAGGUUAUGGAAAUUGAGAGUGAAUAA
This is a messenger RNA of Ogataea philodendri, 1962 nucleotides long. RefSeq lists its product as uncharacterized. Bases 1 to 1962 code for a protein of 653 amino acids. Gene Ontology annotation, biological process: cell division. NCBI's taxonomy places the organism in Eukaryota, Fungi, Ascomycota, Pichiomycetes, Pichiales, Pichiaceae. Gene Ontology annotation, molecular function: protein binding. The record is from RefSeq and is a predicted model, not a curated record. The transcript has a single exon.